Messenger RNA from Chaetomium globosum CBS 148.51, 1503 nucleotides. RefSeq lists its product as uncharacterized. The record is from RefSeq and is a predicted model, not a curated record. The transcript is spliced from 3 exons. The coding region runs from base 1 to 1503 and encodes 500 amino acids. Lineage: Eukaryota; Fungi; Ascomycota; Sordariomycetes; Sordariales; Chaetomiaceae.
AUGGCUGAGGAUCUGACCCCCCAUCGCACGAUCCCAAACGACUACAAUUCCUAUCACCCCCUCCGUUCGGAGCACCACGAGAUCCGACUCCUCCGUGUUCUCCCAGGCGGCGACGAUGACGAGCUCGCUGUGGUCUUGGUGCGGAGCAACCGUUCCAACCACCCCGAAUAUCGCGCACUAUCGUAUUGCUGGGGGAGUCUCAACGAGCUCGCCCCGGUUACUGUCGUGUUUGAGGACGACCGCGACGUGGAUUCUUCGAGCAUCCUUGAUGUUGACGAGCCCUGCGGCGUCCUGGGGCCUCGCGCUGUCACCUUUCAGAUCACCACCAACCUCCACGAUGCACUCGCCUCGUUCCGCCGCACUCGGGAGCAUGGUUACCUCUGGAUCGAUAUGCUCUGUAUCAACCAAGGCGACGUUGAGAGCGGUCGGGGCAGCUGGCCGAUAGGCAACUGGCCGGGAGAAAGUUGGCCGGGAGAAAGCUGGCAAGAUUCCUUCCUAGGUAAAGAGAGGCUCCGACGGUUCUAUGACUUCCUCUCAAACCCGAGACUGCACGUCAGUGUCGAGGACGCACCUCCUGGCUUCGACCAUGCUCUUCACACCUACCGCUCCCGUAUCGCAACUUCUAGUUCCGAGGUAUGGGACUGGUCCACAACCGUUUUGACGCGCGGGAAGUGGAUGGUAGCAGCCCUCCCUCGCGACAUGUUCCGCCGAAUGGCAGUCAUAGCCAAAGCGCCAUGGUUUCGACGCGUAUGGGUAAUCCAGGAAGUAGCAGCUGCGAACCGGGUCCGUGUUCGGGUGGCCGACGCGGAGGGAAGCUGGGAGAUCAUACGCUCUCUAAGAAAUUUUGUCAGUGAACUGUUCGCUCGGAUCGUGGCGGAAGAGCCCACAGCCCUUGCGAGUCUCGACUUUGGCGGUCACGACCUGAUCCCUGCGCUCUGGCAAGAUCUGGUCACUUGGCAGGAUGCGAAUACCAUGACGAUUGUGAAACUUGUCGAAGCCCUGCGUACAUUUUUCGCAACGGACCCACGGGAUCUGGAUGCCGGUCGGGAAACCUAUGCUAGAUUCACUUCAUCUGUCAUACGCUCGACCGGCCAUCUCGACAUUCUUUCUAUGGCCAAGUUCUAUACUCGGCCCGAAAGACCUGCCGGGCUACCUGGCUGGACUCCGGACUUUAGUUAUCGCCCCCCCAAGGACUGGGAUCCAAUGUAUAAUAGGGGACGAUGGGAUCAGCCGUUUGGGCGUACACUAGCCCGUAUGAAGGACACGAAUAGCUGGAAAACCCUUCAGGUCGCGGGCAUUUACGAGGCAAGAGUGGCAACGAUUAUAGAUGCACAGGUCGUCGUUGAUUCCAGGGAUGGCAAAGGGCUCGAUUCCAAGAAGCUUCGCGAUGUGCCGCUCCAAAGCCUCUGGGCUUGCGUGAACGAAGCUUACGCCAAAACGUUCCUAGCCCGGGGUCGAAAUGAUCACCAACCCGCCCGCCCCUCAAGCCUGACGUUAACGUAA